CUGGUCACGUUCACUCGUCGUCCGGUGGUGGUUGCUUCGUCCUAGAAAGUUAGGAAUCUCUACGAUGGGGAUUUCUCUUCUUUAUCAACCUUCCCACGUUUCUUGCCACUUCUUGAGCAGCACUUACACUCUCCCACUUUCCAAUUUGGAAACAAAGCAGCUACAUUUGCCAUUCUUCCCGGCAAGGCUUCCAGUUCCUGCUAAGAGAUUCCCAAGAAUGGGUAGCAGGUACGUAGCUAGUGCAGCCGCUGGCGAGCCGCCGGCGAAGGCACUCCGGCGUCUCCUUGAGUCACCUGGGAUUCAUCAAGGUCCCGUCUGCCAUGAUGCUCUCAGCGCUAAGCUCAUAGAACGAGCCGGCUUCCCGUUGGCCUUCAUGGGCGGAUUUGCGGUUUCAGCUGCGCGGUUAGGUUUGCCAGAUGUUGGGCUUAUUUCCUAUGGAGAAGUGCUUGAUCAAGGAUAUCAGAUCACACAAGCUGUAUCAAUUCCUGUGGUUGGAGAUGGAGACAAUGGGUAUGGGAAUCAUAUGAAUAUCAAGAGAACUGUGAAAGGCUUCAUUAGAGCAGGAUUUGCAGGGAUCCUUCUUGAAGACCAGACGAAACAGCAUGGGCCA
Dendrobium catenatum is the source of this 610-nucleotide messenger RNA. RefSeq names its product 2,3-dimethylmalate lyase-like. The transcript is spliced from 4 exons. Gene Ontology annotation, molecular function: catalytic activity. Lineage: Eukaryota; Viridiplantae; Streptophyta; Magnoliopsida; Asparagales; Orchidaceae. The annotation marks the transcript as partial. The record is from RefSeq and is a predicted model, not a curated record.